This is a messenger RNA of Thamnophis sirtalis, 2314 nucleotides long. Its product is annotated as glycoprotein-N-acetylgalactosamine 3-beta-galactosyltransferase 1-A. Gene Ontology annotation, cellular component: membrane. Gene Ontology annotation, molecular function: N-acetylgalactosaminide beta-1,3-galactosyltransferase activity. NCBI's taxonomy places the organism in Eukaryota, Metazoa, Chordata, Lepidosauria, Squamata, Natricidae. The record is from RefSeq and is a predicted model, not a curated record.
UUCCUUCCCCUCUUCUGUUGUGAAGAGGAAGAGGACACAGGGCAGAAUGUGCAAGAGACACUCCCUGAAGGAGAAGACUCCCAUUUCCUUUUAGCUUACCAGGCCAUAGAACUGCUUGUGCCGCCCUAUUGCUGGGCAAGAAUUGGCCCAGGUGCAGUAACCGUCCUUCUGGAUGGCUUCAUCUUGAAGAUGGCAUGAAGGUAGGAAGGAAUGUUCCAUUGCCUGGUAAUGGAAGAGGAGAGGGGAGCAGACUGAUGUCUCUUUCCUUAGAAAUAAAGGAGAUGGAGUACUGAUAGUUGCAUUAGACUAGAAUUGAGGGAGACUACUGUUUAAGCCCGCCUUUAGCCACUGAAAGUUACUGGAUGAUUGUGAAUCAGACAUUCUUUCUCAGCCAAUAAUCUCACAGAAAUGAAGAGAUAUCUUCAAUUCGUUCUUCAUUGUUGAGCGAAUGAAUGAUUUUAGACCCCCGGGCACUGAGUGAAAUCCAUAUUUUGAGCCUCCCAGAAGGAAAGACAAAUGUGUUAGUUGCUACAAUAUAAUCUGGAUUUGGUAAUCCAGAGCAAGCAUGUUGCUAUGGAAGACAGCUUCAAUCAGAUACAACUGAAUUUGCUACAGUGCUGCACCAGCCCAAGCCUAAUUUCUGGACACCAUAACAAAGACAAUUCUUGAAAAGGUUUAGGCCUAUUCUCACUCGCUCCACAGCAGGCUAUGUGACGCAUCCUCACUUGCGGUUUUCAUCCCUGGCAUGGGUGUAUUAGGCUCCAAGACUUCCUUUUUGGCUUUCCUCCUAGGCCUCAUUUUUGGCUUUUUUAGCAUCUUCUACAUUUUGCAAAACCUGUCAUGGGAGGGAUCCCUGCGUCUUGGCCACCAGAUGCCGCAUGGCUCCAAGGAUCUAGAAAGCGUGUUGGCUAAACCGGGUCUUGUCAGUUCUGCACGCUUACGCAAAGCAGGUGAGGAUAACAGCGUGGCAGAUGAACUCUAUGACAAGGUGCGGAUUCUGUGCUGGGUGAUGACAGGGCCCCAAAACCUGGAGAAGAAAGCCCGCCACGUCAAGGCCUCUUGGACUCGUCAUUGCAAUGUAGUCCUUUUCAUGAGUUCACAGGAAGACAAAGACUUUCCCGCUGUAGGACUGGGUACCAAGGAAGGCAGGGACCAACUCUAUUGGAAAACCAUCAAGGCCUUCCAUUAUGUGCACACACAUCAUUUUGAGCAGGCCGACUGGUUCCUCAAAGCAGACGAUGAUACCUUUGUGGUGCUCGAAAACCUCCGGUGGCUGCUCUCCAACUACUCCUCGGACAGGCCCAUCUAUUUUGGGAAGCGCUUCCGGCCCUUUGCCAAGCAAGGCUAUAUGAGUGGGGGCGGGGGCUACGUCCUGAGCAAGGAGGCCCUGCGUCGUUUCGUUGCUGGCUUUGCCACCAAGGUCUGCAGCCACACGUCGCCAAUAGAGGACCUGGCCCUGGGCCAAUGCAUGGAGAAGAUGGGCGUGGAAGCUGGAGACUCCCGGGACACGAGAAAGAGGGAGACCUUCCAUCCUUUUGUGCCCGAGCAGCACUUGACGGAGAAGGUCUCAAAAAGCUCUUGGUACUGGGCUUAUUCCUAUUAUCCUAUUGUGGAGGGACCUCAGUGCUGCUCUGACCUGGCUGUCUCUUUCCACUAUGUGAACACAGAGUGGAUGUACACCCUGGAAUACCUCACCCACCACCUGCGUGCCCAUGGCUACCGCUAUCGCUACCAGCCACUUUUGCCUGAGUAUGCCUCUCACCUUCAGCCCCAUCCCGCCUUUGGGAAAGACCCUAAGAGGAGCAGCAACGCCACUGAGCAGGACAAGUUGUAAGGACUGCGUGCAGGUUCAGAGCAAACUCAUCCAGGCUACAGAUGGUGAGGCCUGCCAGUGCCUCAAUCCUGCUGGCCCGUAUGGUUUUUACCGUGUUUUAAACUUCAGUGCCUUCUUCCUGGAAAGGAGUGAAAUGAAUAUGCCCUGAGCUCAGGUAAUUUUCUCAUCCCCCCAAAAAACCUCUAUAUGCCCACUAGCCAAAAGGAAGGAUGUUAUCGAAGAAGCCAUUUGUUGUUGUUGUGGUGGUGGUGGUGGUUGUUCCUGAAAGGGCCUGAGAAGAAGGCAGAAUUUGGCUAAAUAUGAUGCUGCUUUUAUCCAUUCCUUCUUUACACUUGUUUCCGAUGCAAACCAAUCAGUCCCAUCGCCCUGUACAUGAUGUGCCCUGGGUUUAAAAGCUGAGGGUGUGGCCCAGGGGUGAAAUUCAGCAGGUUCUGACAGGUUCUGGAGAACCGGUAGUGGAAAUUUUGAGUAGUUCAGAGA